This is a messenger RNA of Lichtheimia ornata, 2850 nucleotides long. RefSeq lists its product as uncharacterized. The record is from RefSeq and is a predicted model, not a curated record. The coding region runs from base 1 to 2850 and encodes 949 amino acids. NCBI's taxonomy places the organism in Eukaryota, Fungi, Mucoromycota, Mucoromycetes, Mucorales, Lichtheimiaceae. Gene Ontology annotation, molecular function: protein binding. The transcript has 3 exons.
AUGGGAAGCCAUCCAUUCCCAUUGGGAGCUAUGCAGUUGACGUCGCCACUCCCUUCUCCAUCCGCUAUACCCGAGCAUGCUUCCACUUCUAUGGGUGGCAAUCACAAUGCCAACGAAUCUGGCAGCAGCAGCAGCAAUAGCAACAACAACAACAAUGGAGGUGACACCGACAUGUUGCUCAACAACAACAAUCAGUACCAUGCAACGACCUCUAGCAAUGGUGGCCAUCGCAACCAGAAUAGUAGUAGUAGUAGUAGCGAUGACAAGGAUGACCAGGUGAUACCUUACCCUGACGCGAUGGCAAGGUUCAAGCCUACCACUGCUACUACUACUACUAUUACCACCACCACCACCACUACCACUAGUCCUGGCGACUUGCCUACCCCUACCACCAGACGAGGACCUUCUAUUCAGCGUUUACCACUCAUAUUCAAUGCACCCAACGGAGAUGAUAAUAUAUACCCCUUGGCACGUACACCUACCCCAUUAAGGCUACAACGUAUUCCUUUCACUUGUCAAGCAAUUCAAGGUGUCUUUGAAGAAACGGUUUUGGCAGAUGAUUCGCUGGCAGUACAAGUAUCAGCACAAAGAAGGACAAAUCAGUCGCCACGGAAACGACUUGUCUCCUGGUUUUCGAGUGAAGAGGAUUGGGAUAAUGUUGCAAGAAGUUCCAAGCGAACAGAAACGGUGAGCUCAUCAACGCCAUCUCACAAGAUAAAUCCCAUGGAUCAAGUUCAAGAGGAUCAGCACAUGGCAGCAGGAGCAGCAUCAUUUGUACCAUCAUCAUCAUCAUCAUCAGUGGGCAACAACAAUCAUCAUCAUCACCAUUCAUCAUCCUCUGGAUAUGCCACCACAUCCAAUACAACAACACCAGGAGAUGCCACUACAACUGCUACUACAAUGGAGAACCUAGGGGUGAUGGAUAGCCCAAAUUCAGCAUUACCAUCUCCUUCUUUAUCACCGGUUUCUGCAUUAGCUACGGAUGAUGAUUUAUGGCCAACACCUUCCAAUUCCUCUCCUACCCAUAUGGAGGAGGAGGAAACUAUACCCAAUGGUGAAGGCAACAACAUUGACACUCAUUCUACAACAACCACGUAUACCAACAACAACAACGACAACAAUGCAUUGAUCCCAUCUACUUCACUUUGUACGAAUGACAUCCUUGAUACCUAUACACAACUACCAAACGACAAUGUGCGACAAUAUCUACUAUUGCAUUUACUCCGCCGCUCCAACAAGACCACCUUACGACUCGCUCAUUCAGCCAUCAACGACGUGCUUCGCACCGAUAUUGUGGGCCGCUUACCAAGUCACCUUCAACGUCGCAUUCUCUCGUUUUUGGAUGUACCCGUGCUAUGUCGUUGUUUAGCAGUAUCACGACAAUGGCGACAAAUCAUUGAUGAGGAUGCCGAAUUAUGGCGAUUGAAGAUAGAGGAUGCUGGAUACCAGAUCACGCAAGAAGAAAAAGUGGAGCAGCAACAUGAAGAAAUGAUGAAUCGAGGUGCUUAUGGCUACAAGCGGAUCUAUCAACGCCAUUUACGUAUCCAGUCGAAUUGGCAACACAAUCGUGCUCAUCGAAUGCAACUGGCGGGUCAUUCCAGCCAUGUUGUCACAUGCUUACAAUUUGACGAGGACAAGAUUAUCACCGCAUCUGAUGAUCAAACAGCCAAUUUAUACGACAUCCGCACAGGUCGAUUAGUACGCACAUUCUAUGGUCAUGAAGGUGGCGUAUGGGCGUUGCAGUAUGUGGGAAACACAUUAGUCACGGGUGCUACCGAUCGUACGAUACGUGUGUGGGAUAUUGAUACGGGUAUUUGUCGUCACGUGUUUCACGGCCAUUCGGGCACGGUGCGAUGUUUAACGAUUGUGAUGCCGAUCAAGAAUCCAAGCACUGGAAGAUACGAGCCACAACAGCCUUUGAUUGUAAGCGGAUCGAGAGAUCACAGCGUCCGUGUAUGGGACCUUCCCCAAUCAACCGAUAUCACCACUACUACAACCACCAUUAGCAGUGUACAACACAAAGAGGAUGCUACAACAUCAACCACAAACAAUGACCCUUAUCGCCUUCGUCGUUCACGUAUCAAGGAGAAAAGAGGAUCAGCGAUGAGUCGAGUGUUCAGACAUAUCCCACACGAUGAAACAGCAGCAGCGAUUGUACCUGAUACAGCCGAUUUGCCAAUGACAACCACAACAACAUCAUCAUCUUCUUCAUCUUCUUCAUCAGAGAAAACGAUUCACGUGCAUGUAUUAUUGGGUCAUCGUGAUGCUGUACGAGCGCUUGCUGCUCAUGGCAAUACUUUGGUGAGUGGAAGUUAUGAUGGAUCGGUACGAAUAUGGCAUCUUGAACAAGGACGAUGCUUGCAUCAACUAUCGGGUCACACGAGCAAGGUGUAUUCAGUGGUCAUUGAUCCCAAACGCAACCGAUGUAUCAGUGGCAGCAUGGAUUCGUAUGUGCGUAUCUGGAAUAUGGAAACCGGUGCAUGUGAACAUGUCUUAGGAGGUCACACGGCGCUUGUUGGAUUGUUGGGAUUAUCCUCGAGUCAUUUGGUGAGUGCUGCCGCCGAUCAAUCAUUACGUGUAUGGUCGCCAGAGACCGGUGAUCGUCAACAUAUCCUUCUUGGUCAUGAAGGGGCCAUCACGUCUUUCCAACACGACAAUCACAAGGUCAUUUCUGGAUCCGAUGGCGGCAUCAAAAUGUGGGAUAUCAAGACUGGCAAGCUCAUGCACAACCUUGUCAAUAACGUGUCUGGUGUAUGGCGUGUCGCUUUUGACGAACGACGAUGCAUUGCAGCUGUCAAAGGGGAUGAUGAUGUCACUCGUCUAGAAGUUUUUGAUUAUGAUGUGUAUUAG